Molecule: messenger RNA, 744 nt
Organism: Yamadazyma jaroonii
Lineage: Eukaryota; Fungi; Ascomycota; Pichiomycetes; Serinales; Debaryomycetaceae
Source: the annotation of a GenBank genome assembly
AUGAUAUCUAGUUUAAAGAUUCCUAUAGAUUCUAGAAUUGCCAGUAAGUUCAAGAUGUUGAAAACAAAGUCACUGGAGGUUUUGGGGAACUCCAGGGCCGCUGGUCAGUCUAGAUUACACGAUAUGAAUGAUCGAGCAAUGGGAUUUACAAAUUUAGGCAGUAAUGUGAAUCCAAUAGUUGAUCAGGUUAAUUCUAUUGAAAGUAUUGAUGGUUUGACAGCAGCUAGUACUUCUUUACAGACGGCAAUAGCAUCGGCUGAUGCAGAACCAAUAGAAUCGGUACCACUUUCCGAUUAUGAAUUUCAUUCAUCUCAUAGUUUCAUCCAGGAAUACUUGAAAUCCUUACCUUCUGGUGGUGACGAUACGUUGAAAACUUCGAUAAAAAAUUAUGGGGAUUCACUUAAUUCCGGAAAUCUCCGUUCUUUCACAGAAAAAGUCAUCCAGGAGAAUAAAGAAGAUAAGGAUUUCGAAGAUUGGAGCUUCCAAAGGUUCACCCAUCAAUCUAAGGCCCCUGAGGUUUCAAUAGACUUCCGUAGUUUUCAAGAAUACUUACUUAAUCAAGGAUUCAAGCCUCAACAGCUUGAAUUCUUGGAUGGAGAAUUAACUAAUGAGGAAAUAGAACUCAAAUUGAACGAGAUAAUGGACCAGAAUAGACGAGAGCAAAGAAUCAAGAUCAUCGGAGAGAACCUUUCCAUGAGAUUAUCUCCUCCAUUCAUGGCUCUUGUUUUAUUGAUGAUUAUUUAA